Symbiodinium sp. CCMP2456 is the source of this 399-nucleotide messenger RNA. Lineage: Eukaryota; Dinophyceae; Suessiales; Symbiodiniaceae. The record is from the annotation of a GenBank genome assembly.
AUGAUGUCAUGUUUUUCCCGAAGGCUUCACUUGCUCACCGCGGAGUUCAUCUUUGCCCAGACCGACGGCUCGGUAUUGAUUUGGCCCGCAAAUUUCCAACUGCAGCUUGGACCGUGUGCUGUUUUCCUGGCCAUUGGUGGCACCUUGUCACUGCUAUCUAGUUUCGUGCUGUUGAACUCCCAUGCAGCGAAGCGGACACGAAAGGAAGAUACCGUACAAAGAGUGCGACGACCCCCACUGCACCGGUCCAAGACAUCCACUCGAGCCGCAGGUGAACUUCUCUUCGAGGCGGAUCGGGGGGGAAAUGAUUCCGAAGCCGAGCGUGUGCCGUCCUCCUUUCAGUGUCAAGGAUGGCUGCAGUUUGCGAGCCAAAGCCUCGUGGGAUUUAGGAUAUCGUAG